Messenger RNA from Schizosaccharomyces japonicus yFS275, 8736 nucleotides. RefSeq names its product ATM checkpoint kinase. Gene Ontology annotation, cellular component: chromosome, telomeric region; nucleus. Lineage: Eukaryota; Fungi; Ascomycota; Schizosaccharomycetes; Schizosaccharomycetales; Schizosaccharomycetaceae. The transcript is spliced from 3 exons. The record is from RefSeq and is a predicted model, not a curated record. Bases 276 to 8594 code for a protein of 2772 amino acids. Gene Ontology annotation, biological process: DNA damage response; DNA repair; intracellular signal transduction. Gene Ontology annotation, molecular function: protein serine kinase activity; protein serine/threonine kinase activity; kinase activity.
UUCUUUAUCAUAAACAAUCCGUCCAAUUUAUUAGAGAUGCCUUUUCGUAGACGUGGUCCCGUCAUUUGAUCGUUAUUUUGCUUUGUUCUGCUCUAUUUGCAGCUUUGUUGAUCGUGUCUUGAGCAAGCGUAACGAUUACUCUAAGUCCUUCUGGCUACCACAUCAAAUUCAAUUGUAUUUAUUAAUUUAGCAUCUUAAAACUUCAGAAUAUGUAUCUUUAAGAGCUCAGUAAAUGAGUCAACGUUACAAGGAUUGCAAAUUGUUGGUUUUUGAAGAUGGUUUCCAUUCAGGAAAUUACGAACAAACUUUAUUCUUCAAAAAGUAAACCCAGAACAGAUGCUUUAAGCGAGUUGAGGGAUUUAGGAUCCUUUCUGAGAAAAGAAAAGCUUAACUUUGAAGGGUACAAGUCGCUUUUUGAUGCCUUAAUUCAUGCUUGUCAUUUCGAAAAAGAAGCACUACAACACGCUUUAAAGAAGAAAUUAAAAAAUUCGGAACUUAUUUCUGAACGUCUCCAAAGGACAACAUCGUGUCUCCGUUUUGUUAUUGAGGCAUGUUUACUAAAUUUAGAAGAACACGAAGUCUUGUAUCUCAUUCCUGCCUUGAAACAAUUAUGCUACUAUUCUUCAGGUGCACUAUGCGUGGAUGUCACUCUUGACGUUGCGAAAUGUCUUCAAACAUUAGUUUCUUUUAAGCCACACAUUCAGCAUUUGACGUUUCCUGUUUGGGAAAAUCUAGUUAUUACUAGUUGCGACAUUGUGGAAGAAUUAAUCAAUGAAGAUCAACCAAGGAAUACAUUUUUUUCCGAAGAAUUGAAUUCUGAGGACUCUUCACGUUUACGUCUCAGGCAAGAAACUUUUGAAUUUAUUGUCCUUUUGAAGAAACUUCUCAGUUGGUUUGCCGCACCAAUUGUGUUAGUACGGGAUCGUCUUCACAACCUCUUAUCCUUUUUCUUCAAGUCAUAUCCAUCUAUGACCAAUGGGCAUAUAUAUGCCUUGGAUAUUCUACAUGUAAUCAUAAGGUACUCUGUAACUACAACAGGUUUUUCUGAGACAACGGUUAAAUAUGUACAAAUGUGCAUGAAAUUGUUCGUUCGUUUACAAAGUCCAAAACGACUGAAUCUUCAAGAUAAGCUCAUUCCCUCUUUGGCCUUGUCGUUUCCGAUAUGGUCGAGACCAAGUUUUUGGCAAAAACUCGGGGCGUCAGGAGAAGAGCUUUGUACCAUGCUUUUCAACGAACUUCGUAAUCAGUUAAAUGGCCGUUUGGGACCCUUACCGAUGCAUUGUUUUUUAUAUCAAGUUGUGGACUCAGUCGCUAUUGAGACACUCUACAGACCCCAGGACGUCAUUUUUUAUACCAUUAAACGAUCUUUCUCUCUGGUGCAUUACUUGUAUUAUUUCUUCCUCGCACAUAUUUGUAUACAGCAUGAUACGGUGUUUAGAAGCCAAUUACUUGAUGAAAGCCCAACACGAAAACGAACAAAAGUAUCAGUUAAUUUUGAAGAGCUGAUUGGCGCAUGCCACGAUAACGGGUCAUCAAACAAUCUAAUUAAUCUUCAGUUGGUAUCAUUCGUCUGUCUCUUCUCUACUCAUUUGACGUCGGAUGUCAUUCAUAAAUCCUUGUUAAUAUCGAAACGAUUAUGCGAUGGAGAAGGUUCGUUUGGAUAUUGGUCAUUAUUUUUGACAAGCGCUAUUUUACAUAAUCAGCACUACUUCCAGUAUUUACAAACUGAUGAGAAAAAGCAAGUACUGAGUAUAUCCACUUCUUUUAUUUCUCACCCUAACGUACGCUACUUGGCUUGUUACAUAUUAGGCUACUCAUUUACAAAUGCUCUUCUUCCAUUUCCUUCUUUGAUACCCUAUGUCAAAGAACAGUUAUCUUUCAUAAAGACAACACCUUUAAUUCCUGUGACUGAAACUAUCUAUUAUUGGAAAUGUUUAUAUGCUAUACUCGCCGAAAACAACUACAUAAAUGUUCUGGACUUUGAGGUGUUGUUUAGUAAAUGGCUUCGCUCAACGUUACUUGAUUUAAUUAUUAAGCAAGAGAAUUUCUUGUUUGUCGACGAUGUGAGUAUCUUCAAAAUGAUGCUGGAACUCUUUUCGGAAAUGUAUAACUUCAAUUGCUCAAUAAUCUGUAAGGAAGCUCAUACAUCAACUGAGUCUGAUCUAAACAUUCUCUAUGAAUUACGCACAUUUGUAUAUACGGAUUUUAAAUUUAAACAGUAUCAUGAACAGAAAAAGAGUUUUACAAAAGAGUCAACUAAUGUUGACUACAGAUUGUGUUUUCCGACUGAUUUGUUAGUGAAGUUAGUCUGUGAACUUUUCCGUUUUCUUGAACAAGUUGAAGAUUCUUUCUUUGCUAACAAGGAAUUACGUCUUCGAAAAAUUCAAUUCAAGCAGUUAAACCACAUCUACUUUUUGUUAUGCAUUCUGGGACUGGCCGAUAACGACUCAUUUUUAAAUCGGCUUACUUCAGAGCUAAAAAAGAUUACCGAACGGUUGCAAUCGCUUCUAAGUAAUUACACAGAAUACGUUUCACAGGUGCUUCCCAUAGCAUUCAAUUUUGCUUCGUGCGAGAUCACUAAACGAAACGGUGAAAAAGUUAACACUUUGAACGCAUUGAGCGAAAAGAAUGCAGCUAUUGGUACAUUAGUCUGUGCUUAUUUGAAAAGUAUUUUCUCUGCUUACUGGGACAGCUACAUUUUAAAAGUGCAGGAUGAAUCGGCUGCAAUUGAUGAGUUUUCAAUGACGGAUGCCAGUAACCCUUGGAAGACUAAGGAUCUGGCAAAGCCUGACAUUCUUCAAAUGCACACGCUUGAUAAAGUUUUUUUGGGCCUUCAAAAAUUGUUCGUUAAGGCGUCGAUCUGCUCCGAACAAGAUUUAAAAUCGUUCUUGCAAAUGUUACCGGUCGAGCAAUACUUCUCACAUUCGAAAUACAUCUCCCAAUUGGUGUCUAGUCUGGCCCGUGAAUCAGCAGCACUCUAUGCUGAUCUUAUAGUAUACUAUGCUCAAACGAUUCUGACAAAGUACAAAUACGAACGCGACGAAAUUUAUCUUACAACAUUUCUGUGUAUAUUAGAGGAAACACUUCCGUUUAUAUCUGCACUUGAUGAGCGCGGUAAAGGAUUGCUAACCAAAAUAUACCAGUUUGUUUAUAAAGUUUGUAUUGUAAAUCGAUACGCGUCCUGUAAUUUUAGGCAAGUGUUCUUGGAAUUUACUGCUGACUGUUUGCGUUUACGAAAUGCCGCUUUUAUUCCGGAACAAAUAUUUAUCGCAAUUAAAGUUAUGUUUAAUACUGAGCUUCAUGUAAGCUUCCUUGCUGCUUCGGUGUGUUCACAAAUUCCAGCAACUCUUCCAUCUGACUCACCUAUCAAUUCUGGUUUCAAGACUGAGAUUAUUGAGUACUAUCUAAGUUUAAAAGAACAAUCUCUUACAUUGGUUCAUGUAUUUCUGUUUGCAAACAUAUUCUCUCAUUGUCACAAAUACAAAGUGGAGGCACUGUAUCUCCUAUUACGGUGUGGACAAUCCAUAGAAUUACGGUCCUUUGUUUUGUCAUUUUUUCGUUCUUUGAUGAAAGAAAAUAGAAGCAUCUUAAAGUGUUUCAACUUUUAUAUGUCUUCGCUUAUUGAUUUGUUCAUUACCUAUGAUCUAAAUUCGGUACCAGACGACUUCUUCUCGUUUCCUUAUAAAACACUAUACGCUGAUGCCAUUUCGUUCAUAAAAGACAAUCUACCUUCCUUAGCAUUAACGCUUUUAAAAAAGAACGAAAGGUCCCUGUUUAUUCUUAAUUGUAAACGGGUACAGAUUGAAAGCGAUGAUGUUUACUAUACCCUCAAACCAAUAUUGAAUUUAGAGCAGUCUAUCAACAGUUGUGUUUUGGACGGCACUGAUUUAGAAAUUCAAUAUUCGUCUCCGAAUGAAUUCAUAACAGUGUUGGAUUAUGCAUUAACGAAACUAUCAUUGAUUAUUGGACGGCGUGCUGACUUAUUGUGUGAACCUGUUGCGUCAAUUGGGUUAACACAAAUUCUUUGUUUCCUUGAUAAAUUUGAAAACGAGGAGUCUGCUACGGAAAGAUCAGAGGCAACGUUUCUUCUUAGUUUUGUUAAUCAACAGCUCUCUGUUCUUGAGCUGAAACACGACAAUCGCAUGCCCACUCUUUAUCUUUUGGUGAACAAGGUGACUGCAAAAGUCGCUAACACAUUUGACGAAGAUGCAGCAUUUUCUUGUGCUUUGCAGUUAUGUGUCGUUUUAUCGCAAUGUAAAUGGGCAUAUGAGAAUCUUUACUUUUGUAAAUCUACAUUGAUACUGCUCUUAAAACUUUACGAUGAACCCGGUUUAAAGCACUUAGUUCUUGGCUGUAUUCGAUUUAUUUUAAGUAAUGUGAGUGACAUUAUUACAAAGGAAAUCGAGUUUUCCGUUUGCUUUCUUAUGCUGCUUUUUAAAACACUGACGAUUGAGAAUGAGGAAAAAUGGAAAGAUUGUUCAAAGAAACUAUUACUUUGGUUCAGUGGAAAAGUUGAGAACGAAUAUACUUCCAUAUUUCCCUGUUCGGUUGCGAUUUUCAUAAAAUGUUAUUACUAUAACUGCAUCCAACAACAGACGACGAUUGAGGUUUGGGAGUCAGCAAUCCGGUAUUUAAUUUCUAGCCCAACACUUAUCGAAAAUAUCAUUGAGUGGCCCGGUCUUCCUGAAAGCGUAUGGGGAUUUCUCCAUCGUUGUCCUUAUUCUAAUAUUUUUGUUACAUUGGAGAAGAGUUUUUCCUUUAACAGAAAAUUCGGUGAAAUUGACUUCAUUGAUUCCUCUAUUCGCUCUUUUUUCUCGAAAACGCUAGGGCAGUCUUUUCUGUAUGAACUUCGCGUUAAUGGUCACUUACCCAAAGAACAUGAUAAAUGUCAUAAACUCGCAACGAUUGACGAAUCGUUUUUGGAAAAAAGGCAACAAAUCCAGUACUUAAUUGUUCAUUAUAUUUUGACCCAAAAGAACACAUUUGACCCUGUGCAAACGCUGCAACUUGAAAAUAUAAUUCGUCGCACUAUAGCAAGUGAUCCAGAUAAGUUAUACAUAAAGAUACUUGAUUCUGACACAUACUCUUGUUUGUGCUCAAAGGACACUACUGAUUUAUACCUCUCAUUUGAUGCCGGUUAUGAUGAUAGAUCCAUGUUUGCGAACUGGUUGAAGUUGAUUUAUGAAACCAUUCUGAAAAAGAUAGAGGAUGUCGCGUUUGUUAAUGCAAUGAGAGAUCUUCUACACUCUUUUAAAAAUUUGGCCAAUCAUCUGUUAAAAUACGUUUGUCAUCUGGCCCUUCUUUACGAAGAAUAUCACGGAAAUGACAACGAAGUUCGUACUGCUCUUGAAGAAUUAUUUAACGAAGCACUUGCAACUAGUCGAGGAUCAGAACGAGAAACUGUUUUAGAUGUUGUUUCUUAUCUACGUAUGAACAAUCGUAUCGUAGAAAGAAGACCAUUCUUUCGAAAUCUCUGGCUUGACCUUGACUUCUUUUCGGCGUCGCAGGCAGCCUUUGAGUUAGGAAGGUUGGAAGAAGGAUUUCUAUAUUUAAGCACAGCUCAUUCCAAGUCAUCACCCAAUCCGCAUUUGUUUAAGUCUGAGUUACUGAAAUUCGUUAACCAUUUACCUGACCCCGAUGUUUAUUACGGUGUUGAAAGAGAAGUCGGAUUUACAAAUAUCCUCGAAAGCAACUUGCGAGAGAAAAAUCUACAGAAUGUUGUCUCGUUAGCGGAUUCGCUGGCUCUUAGUUGUUUAGCAGAAACAAAUAAACUGCAAUCACUUAUGGCUGAAGGUCUUCACUUCAUGGGUUUUUCUUUCCUUAACAAUUAUUUUCUUGAAGGACUUCACAAAGACCAAUUGCUAAACGACAAUUCGUCUGAAUUUUAUUCUUCUUUUUGGAGAAUGCAAAGAUGGGAUCUUCCUGCAAGUAGUGAGCUUUGUACGCCAGAUGCACUUUUAUUCUCUUGUUUCCAAAAACUUCACUUACGAAAGCAGAUUUCGACCACAAAACUCAUCGUUCCUCCCAAAAUCAGUUGUAACAUGUCAGAAAAAAAGUUGGUUUUCUUUGCACAAUUAUCGGAAAUUGAGCAAGUCCUGGUCAAUAAUCAGCAACCAUCAAGAAUUAUUCGCGAAAAUCACACCGAUAUAUCCUGUCAGGAACUUGACAUAUUGGAGAUUGCAGAACCAGUUUUUUCCUGUCAACGUGUUGUGCUUAACAUAUUGUCUUCUUGCAAUCCAACACCUCAAGUGGAUAAAUGCAAUCUAUCAAAAAAUCACCUGAACGCAUUACUGAACAUAACGCAGCAAUACAUGGCCUUGGGAGCUUACCAGCUGGCUUUAUCUUCUAUCAUUGAGUGUAAUUCGCUUUACAGAAAAUACUCACUUAGUGAUGAAGCACUCAGUCUUCAAAUAGUAUUUCGCACUUCGCAGGUUCUAUGGGAAAAGGGGGAAAAACUUCAAGCUAUAAAAAUGUUAAGAGGAAAGCUAAGCACAAGUCAGUCAUUAUGCAAAAACAGCUCCGUAAUGUUUUCUGUAUUAGGUCGAUGGCUCUCGGAAACGAGAUCAGAAAAAACAUCAACAAUACUGAAACAUUAUUUCGAAAAGUCUAUAUCAACUGUUGACGGUGCUUCUGCAAUUGAAAAGGCGGAAGUAUUUAUCACUUAUGCGAAAUUCUGCGAUUUACAAGCAGAAAAUUCAGAAAUAGAUGAGAAUUUGAGACAGAUGGAGGCUAUUCUGUCUCAAAAGCAUAGUGAUAUACAGAGCAUAUCUGAGGAAGCUAAACAAACUUCGGUGCGUUCAAAUGCUUAUGAAGUGCUUCGACGUCAUUUACAAAAAGAAAUUGCAGCUUAUACGAAUGACAAAAAGGAAUAUGAGAAUUUGCUUUCUCAUCAGAAGUUACUGUUAAAGAAGAGUACAGUAAACUAUUUGAAGGCUUUAUCACUUGGAGAAGAAAGUGAGACAAUUCUUGCUCGUUUUUGUACGCUUUGGUUUUCACAAACAGAGUCGGUGGCUUUGAAUGAAGAGCUGUAUUUCCUUUUAAAUUCAUUUCCGCUUCAAAAGUUUAUUUGUGUUUACUAUCAGCUGGCGGCACGAAUUGAGAAAUCAGAAAGCAUGUUUCAAAAAUCCCUUCAAAUGUUGUGUGAGAAGGUAGCCGGACAACAUCCGUAUCAUGUAUUACAUGUCUUGUAUGCUUUGGCAAUAACGACGAAUCGCGGACAACAAACUUCGCACAGUGAACGUGAGGCGGUUGUUUCAAAAUUAAUUGCCAAACUGGAACAGGAAGGUCAAAACAAACAACUUGUUCAAAAAUUACUUCGUUGUUAUGACGCUUAUGUCAAACUUGCCAGUUGGUCGCCGCGACUAACGAAAUCAAAAAUCCCAUUAGCCCACGCACCGGUGAAGGAUGUAUUCUUAAAUGAUAUACCAUCCUGGAAAGUUGCAUCAGUAACCUCCAAAAUUCCCGUUAGUAUAGAUGGUGACUACUCAGCUAUCCCUGUAGUGGAAUCAUUUGAGCCAGUUAUUGAUAUUGCCAGUGGUAUUAAUGCUCCUAAAGUCUUAACUUUUCGGGUUUCGGAUGGACUAACAUUGAAACAACUUGUAAAAGGAGGAAAUGAUGACUUACGCCAAGAUGCAGUUAUGGAGCAGGUUUUUGGUCAAAUUAACGGCCUUAUGAAGCGGCACAGAGCUACAAGAAUCCGGAAUCUUCAAAUGCGCACUUAUAAAGUCAUACCUUUAGCGCCAAAAACGGGUAUAAUUGAGUGGGUUUCGAAUACCAUUCCCCUUGCUGUUUACCUCGAGCCGGCGCAUCAACAGUAUUAUUCCGAUGACUGGACAGUUUCGAAGUGUCGUAAAUUAAUUUCUGAAAAACAAACGGAGGACAAUGAAACGCGGAGAAAGGUAUUCGAUAUGGUUUGUAGACACUAUCAUCCUGUAUUGCGUUAUUUCUUCUUCGAGAAUUUUAUAGAACCAAAAAUUUGGUUCAGAAAUCAAACUCGGUACUCAAGAAGCACAGCAGUUUCUUCCGUAUUAGGAUACGUUUUAGGCCUUGGUGAUCGACAUGGACAUAAUAUAUUGCUUGAUAUAAGUACUGGGGAAGCUAUCCACAUUGACUUGGGGAUUGCCUUCGAGCAAGGGAAAAAGCUGCCAAUACCGGAAAUUGUGCCUUUCAGGUUGACUCGGGAUAUUGUCGACGGAAUGGGUGUUACUAAUAUUGAGGGUGUCUUUCGAAAAUGCAUGCAGCUAACACUUGAGGUUUUACGGAAGGAAGCAGAUUCUGCGUUGGCAAUACUUGGAGUGUUGCGUUAUGACCCUCUGUUUUCAUGGCUUUUGUCGCCAUUAACUCGACAAAAGAAAAUUAAAUUAAUGUCAACCAGAGACAUUAAAGAAAAAGAAGACAACGGAGCAGGGAAAUCGGGCAAAAGGACCUCUGCCUUUGGAACGCACGGUGUAGAAGCUGAACGGGCAUUGCUGAAAGUUCGUCAAAAGCUAUCAUCAGUGCUUUCUGAAGAGGCACAUGUCAAUGAAUUGAUCAACGAAGCAAGAGAUCCAUCUAAAUUAGCCUUGAUGUUUUGUGGCUGGUCUGCAUUUCAAUGAAGGUUAAGUUUUAAUAUGAUUUAGUAUUAAAUUUUGUAAAAGUAUAUAUUCUAGAAAUCAGAGCAACACAUACACGAUAAAUAAAAUAAAGAAGAUCUCUGCAAAUGUUCAAAUUUACCGCUAUAACAAGUUUAUACGAACG